Messenger RNA from Elaeis guineensis (African oil palm), 726 nucleotides. Lineage: Eukaryota; Viridiplantae; Streptophyta; Magnoliopsida; Arecales; Arecaceae. The record is from RefSeq and is a predicted model, not a curated record.
CCCUCUCUCUCUUUAUGCUACCUGUUAUUGGCCAUUAUCCUCGCUCUCUUCUCUUCUUCUCUGGUAAUGUGGUGAUCUCUUGGAGGCUGAAUGGAAGAGUCGGGGAAGAGCCCUUCAGUUGUGGAGCACGUCAUUCCCAUCCCUGGAGCAAGCUCCUCUGCUGAGCCGGAAAAGCGUGGCAGCAAUAUUGUGAGGGACUUUGACAUAAACCACCCUGCCCCUGAGAAGGGUGAGGACGAGGAUAUCCCUGAGGGAGGGGCUGCUGACAAUGCUGAGGAAGGAGAAAAUGAAAACCCUCGGCGGAAGAGGCUUCGUCUCUCCAAGGAGCAGACCAAGCUGCUGGAACAGAGCUUCAGGGUGAACCAGAACAUUAGCCGCGGGGAUAAGGAAGAGUUAGCAGUGAAGGCAAAGGUGAAGCCACGCCAAGUGGAAGUCUGGUUUCAGAACCGCCGGGUCAGGUACGUGGAAAGUAUUAAGAGGGUCAUUCCGGGAAGAAUAUCAUAGACUUUACACAUGAAGUUCUGAAGUCAAGGCUUCUCAGGCUGACAGCGUGGUUUUGAACUUCUAGCAAGUCUUGCUUGUUUGCUUAUAGAGGUCAUCAUGCCAUUUUAAGUCGCUUUAUGUCCAAGAAGUGAUUUUUUUUUUUUUGGUAACAAUGUCCAAGAAGUGAUCAUUGCUCUCCAACAGUUCUAAUGACAAACAAGCAUGCCAUUAAUGUUAAUUAAU